This is a messenger RNA of Penicillium subrubescens, 414 nucleotides long. RefSeq names its product aegerolysin family protein. NCBI's taxonomy places the organism in Eukaryota, Fungi, Ascomycota, Eurotiomycetes, Eurotiales, Aspergillaceae. The coding region runs from base 1 to 414 and encodes 137 amino acids. The transcript is spliced from 2 exons. Gene Ontology annotation, biological process: symbiont-mediated hemolysis of host erythrocyte. The record is from RefSeq and is a predicted model, not a curated record.
AUGGCGACUACAAACCAAUACCUUGACAUCAUCAUUGAAGAUGACAUGAAGUAUGACAUUCGUAUUGAAAAUGCUCAAAUGGAAAGCGGCGAAUUUUACAGACUGGGUAAUCCAAACGAUGUCCUAACCACCGAUGACAUUAAUGACAUGAGCAUUCGUCACAACGGUGGUAGUAGGGAGAUCUGUUCUAUAUGCGAGCCCGGUUCUAUGUUAGGACCUUCCGGCGCGAUCGACCUUGUGGACGAUGUGAGGGAUACAAGAAUUUGCACUCUCACUUGGCAUGCAACUCUGAAGCCCGGAGAACACAAUUCCUUCCUGAUACGUAAUCAAGAUCCCAAAUACCGAGUCGAUAUCGGAAAAUGGAAUGAAUCUGGGCCUAUUGGGGAAGUUCCGGUUUCUGUCAGCGAGAACUAA